Molecule: messenger RNA, 969 nt
Organism: Elephantulus edwardii (Cape elephant shrew)
Lineage: Eukaryota; Metazoa; Chordata; Mammalia; Macroscelidea; Macroscelididae
Gene: HEMK1
Product: HemK methyltransferase family member 1
Exons: 9
Coding region: 1-969 (322 amino acids)
Biological process (GO): protein methylation
Cellular component (GO): mitochondrion
Molecular function (GO): protein methyltransferase activity; nucleic acid binding
Source: RefSeq, a predicted model, not a curated record
AUGCUGUGGGGCCUCCUGUCUGGCCUAGGAAGGAAAGGAGGAUGCCAGGGUUGGACCUUCAGCUCAUGUCCACCCUAUUCACCUCUGGCUGGAUUAGUAAAUGCCACAGAAUUGGUCAGCCACUGGACAGCGGUCUUUGAAAAGAGAGGCAUUCCUGAGGCCCGGGAAUCCAGCGAGUACAUCGUGGCUCAUGUCCUUGGAGCCAAAACAUUUCAGAGCCUAAAGCCGGCACUUUGGACCCAGCCCCUGGCCCCUCAGCAGGUACAGUGCAUCCAGGAAUUGAGCAGUCAAAGAUUGCACAGGAUGCCAGUGCAGUAUAUCCUUGGGGAGUGGGACUUCCAGGGACUCAAUCUGAAGAUGGCACCCCCAGUGUUCAUCCCGCGGCCAGAGACAGAGGAACUGGUCAGUUGGGUGCUGGAAGUGGAAGCCCAGAGGCUUUGGGCUGCAGAUACCCGAGGUGGCCCCCUCAUCCUGGAGGUGGGCUGUGGAUCAGGAGCCAUCUCCCUCAGCCUGCUGAGCCAGCUCCCCAAGAGCCGAGUCAUUGCUGUGGAUAAGGGAGAGGCUGCCAUCCGCCUGACCCACGAGAAUGCUCAGAGGCUCCAGUUGCAGGACAGGAUUCGGAUAGUCCCGUUUGAUGUGACUUUAGAGAGGAACUGGGCACACCUUCUGUCCUGGGGCCCUGUGGACCUAGUGGUCAGCAAUCCUCCCUACGUAUUUCAACAGGACAUGGAACAAUUGGCUCCUGAAAUCCGCAGCUAUGAAGAUCCAUCAGCCCUGGAUGGUGGGAAGGAGGGCAUGGACAUCAUUGUUCACAUCCUGAACCUGGCACCCCAACUCCUGAAGGACUCUGGAAGUGUCUUCUUGGAAGUGGACCCAAGGCACCCAGAGCUGGUCGACAGUUGGCUCCGGAGUCAGCCUGACCUGCACCUCAGUCUUGUGACUGUGCGCCAGGACUUCUGUGGGAGGUGA